Molecule: messenger RNA, 1818 nt
Organism: Drosophila erecta
Lineage: Eukaryota; Metazoa; Arthropoda; Insecta; Diptera; Drosophilidae
Product: modular serine protease
Exons: 4
Coding region: 1-1818 (605 amino acids)
Cellular component (GO): plasma membrane
Molecular function (GO): protein binding
Source: RefSeq, a predicted model, not a curated record
AUGUGGAUGAAGCCGCUGGCUGGGGGAUCCAGAUGGGGGGCAGGACUGCCCGUAGACCCAGUCACGGAGGACUGCGGCAACGUCCAAUCCUGGUCAAUGCCAAAUGAGUUGUGGCAGCGCCUCGCUGGUGCCAUAAAGGGGAAAAAGGGAGCUGGGGAACUGGAACUGAGGGAUCGGGCAUGGAAUUGGGAUGGGAAGCUGUUGCUUCCAAAAACUUCGCCCCAGAAGGGCAAAUUACAUGGCGCUGCACAAUCUGGCUUCACAUGCCGCGAUGGCCAAGUGAUACCUAGCUUCAGUAGAUGUGAUGCUCAUAAGGAUUGUAACGAUGGCAGCGAUGAGAGCUUCGUUGAGUGCUUCAAGGAGAUCUGCCAGGAGUACAAGUGCUCAUAUGGUGGCUGCUACCAGGAAACCCAGCGUUGUGAUGGCAAAUUGGACUGUUGGGACGGAACAGACGAAACCCCAAGCCUUUGCAACAAAAAUCAAACUCAAAUGACUGCUGAAGAAAAGGUUUCAACGCCUAAAUGCCCAGAAAAUAGCUUGAAAUGUCAAUCAACAUCGGAUUGCGUGGAUUACAAGUACAUUUGCGAUGGCAUCAAGGACUGCCAGGAUGGCAGCGAUGAAACCAUUGCCAAUUGCCUAAUUUCCGAGUGCCCCAACAAUACAUUCCGCUGUGCCUAUGGAGGAUGCUUGGCGAUAAAUAAGGCAUGCGAUGGGGAAAUUGAUUGCUGGGACAAGUCGGAUGAGGAGUACGCCAUAUGCGCAAACAAUUUUAGAAAACUUGCGCCUGCAACACUAACUGAAGCCCGAAAUGGAACAAAUCGCACCACACCAAUGGUUUCAACCAAUUUAUUCGAUGUCAUCCGAAUGGUUGUUCAACAGUCGACGGGCUGCAGAAUACCGGGAAACCUGAAACACCUUCAGGUAAAAACCCUCUUUAAUGUCCUGCCCUAUAGGGUGGGUUCAGAAAUAGCAGACUUCACUGUAGUGCGAUUGAGUUGCUCCAACAGCACACUGCUGUUAGGUAGUGAUCUUAAUCUCUGCCGCAAUGGAAAGUGGCAAGGACCAUGGCCGGAUUGCGUUUCGCGGUGCCGCAGAGGGAUUUUUACCCGGAAUCCUUCAAUUCGAUCUGCCUGUCAUUACAACGGAGAUACUAGGGAUUGCACAGACAAUUCAAGCAAGUUGUUCAUUGGAACCUUGGCCAACGUAACCUGCGCUACAGGUUACAAGUCGAAGGGAAAGACUUCUUGGCAAACUCGCACCUGCGUGGAACUUCCAAGGGCUACCGCUCCGGUUUGGAUUCUUGGGAAGAAGCAAAAUCGCCUCCAAUGCGUUCCGGAGUGUGGCAUAAUAGUGCCUGGCGUAAAGGACACUCCUUGGACCGUGAGUCUAUUCACAAAUGCCUUGACCACGUCCAAGUUCUCCUUCAGAUGCCUGGGAAAAAUAAUUAGUGCUUUCUCGGUUCUUGUCGAGAAACAAUGCAUUGAUACAGUCGAUGUGAUGCGAUAUGCCAUUAUCAGUGGAGAGUACUUGGUGGCUUUUAAUGACUUUGAUGAGAGCCCCUAUAAGGUGCACUUCUUAGAGAGUAUAUAUAAAGGCUCACAAAAUGCCCUUGUCAGCACAGUUGAUCCUUUUAUAUUUUCCACCCUGCUGCGCCCAAUUUGCCUGCCUCCUAUUCCUGAGUGGUAUGCCCAGUCAUCGAGCACAACUGCCUAUACAACCUCAAAUGGCAUCAAAAUUACCUAUCUCAUUAGCAUCGAAGAUGACAUACGCGAGAAAAUAAAACUUAUACGCGAGUCCAACAGCCAAAGAGGAAAUUAA